GCCAUCCACAAACUCGAUUUUCCUGCAUUCGACUGGCCCAUUGCGCAUUUCCCCGAAUACAAAUACCCUCUGAAGGAAAACAUCCGUGAGAACCAAAAAGAAGACGAAAAAUGUUUAGCCGAAGUAGAGGAUCUGAUGGAAACCUACAAGAAGAAAAACUGCCCCGUCGCGGGGGUGAUAGUUGAACCGAUUCAGUCAGAAGGAGGUGACAACCAUGCUUCUCCCGAGUUUUUCCAGUGCUUGCAGAAGAUCUGCAAGAAACAUUGCGCCGCUUUGAUCAUCGACGAGGUUCAAACCGGAUGCGGGUCCACCGGGAAGAUGUGGUGCCACGAACACUUCAAUUUGGAGACACCUCCGGAUAUAGUGACGUUCAGUAAGAAAAUGCAAAUGGCUGGAUACUUCCACUCCAAAGAAAUGUCGUGA
Molecule: messenger RNA, 423 nt
Organism: Leptinotarsa decemlineata (Colorado potato beetle)
Lineage: Eukaryota; Metazoa; Arthropoda; Insecta; Coleoptera; Chrysomelidae
Product: 4-aminobutyrate aminotransferase, mitochondrial
Biological process (GO): GABA catabolic process
Cellular component (GO): mitochondrion
Molecular function (GO): pyridoxal phosphate binding; 4-aminobutyrate:2-oxoglutarate transaminase activity
Source: RefSeq, a predicted model, not a curated record